GGGGGGGGGGGGGGGGGGCGAAACGCUGCGUCGUGGGCCGCGGACACGCCGAUCCCUUGCCCCGAGGAUUGCGCAAUCCCGCUGUGGCCGAAAAUGUCAUCUCACGGGAAAGUCAAGAAGGACAAAGAGAUCAUCGCCGAGUACGAGACCCAAGUGAAAGAGAUCCGUAACCAGCUGGUGGAGCAGUUCCGUUGUCUGGAGCAGCAGUCGGAGUCCCGGCUGCAGCUGCUGCAGGACCUGCAGGAGUUCUUCCGUCGAAAGGCCGAGCUCCAGCUAGAGUACUCCAGAGGCCUGGACAAACUGGCCGAGCGCUUCUCCGGUAAAAUACGAACCUCGAGAGAGCACCAUCACUUCAAAAAGGAGCAGAAUCUGGUGUCCACUGUUAACUGCUGGUAUUUGGUCUUGGACCAGACCAGGCGGGAGAGCAGAGACCACGCCACUCUCAGCGACAUCUACAACAACAACGUCAUUGUCCGCCUGGCUCACGUGGGCGAGGAUGUCAUCAGACUCUUUAAAAAGAGCAAGGACAUCGGGGUGCAGAUGCAUGAGGAGUUAGUGAAAGUCACCAACGAGCUCUACACCGUGAUGAAGACGUACCACAUGUACCAUACUGAGAGUCUCAAUGCUGAGAGCAAGCUGAAGGAGGCAGAGAAGCAGGAAGAGAAGCACAUUGGCAAAGCCAACGACAUUGGUUCCAGCCUGCUGCGUUAUGGUCAUGAUGAACGUCCACAGCGACGAAGCUCAGUCAAGAAGAUGGAGAAAAUGAAGGAGAAGAGACAAGCCAAGUACUCUGAAAACAAGCUGAAAUGCACAAAGGCCCGGAACGACUAUCUUCUCAAUCUGGCCGCUACCAAUGCCCUAGUGGCCAAGUACUACAUCCACGAUGUAUCUGACUUAAUAGAUUGUUGUGACUUAGGUUUCCACGCAAGCUUGGCGCGCACUUUGAGAACCUACCUGUCGGCCGAGUAUAGUCUGGAGACUUCCCGCCACGAGGGUUUGGACCUGCUGGAGGGAGCCGUAGAUGCCAUGGACACCAGAGGAGACAAGCUGAAGUGUAUGGAUGCACACAGCCAGAUCUUCUGCCCUCCAGCACGCUUCGACUGUCAGCCACACAUGGGGGAUGAGGUGUGUCAGGUGAGUGCACAGCAGCCUGUCCAGACAGAGCUCCUGAUGCGCUACCACCAGCUGCAGUCUCGCCUGGCCACGCUGAGGAUCGAAAACGAAGAGGUGAGGAAGACUCUUGAUGCCACCAUGCAGACCCUUCAGGACAUGCUCACGGUGGAGGACUUCGACGUCUCGGAGGCCUUCCAGCACAGCCAAUCCACGGAGUCGGUCAAAUCGGCUUCCUCUGACUCCUACAUGAGCAAGGCGAACCUAGUGAAGAGACGAGCUAACCAGCAAGAGACCGAGGGCUUCUACUUCACCAAAUACAAGGAGUACUUGAAUGGCAGCAAUCUUAUCAUCAAGCUGCAGGCAAAGCAUGACCUUCUGAAGCAGACGCUAGGAGAAGGGGAGAGGGCUGAAUAUGGAACAACAAGGCCCCCCACUCUCCCCCCUAAACCUCAGAGAAUGCGGAAGUGUAGACCUCCCUCCGUUUUUUACCGUAAGCUGUUUAACGGCAACAUGGAGGCCUCCAUUCAGGACUCGGGGCAGCCGAUACCAGUGGUGGUUGAGAGCUGCGUUCGAUACAUCAACCUUUACGGUCUUCAGCAGCAAGGUAUAUUUCGAGUUCCGGGCUCCCAUGUCGAAGUCAACGAUAUUAAAAAUGCAUUUGAAAGAGGAGAGGAUCCACUGGUGGACGAUCAGUCCGACCAUGACAUCAACUCUGUGGCAGGCGUCCUCAAGCUCUACUUCAGGGGGCUGGAAAACCCGCUGUUCCCUAAAGAGCGUUUCCUCGACCUCAUAUCCACAACCAAGCUUGACUCAGGCGCAGAAAGGGCUCAUCACCUUCAGCAGAUCGUCGUGACUCUCCAGCGGCCCGUGAUCAUCGUCAUGAGAUACCUGUUUGCAUUUCUAAAUCAUGUUUCUCAGUACAGUGAUGAGAACAUGAUGGAUCCCUACAACCUGGCCAUUUGCUUCGGCCCCACACUGAUGCCAAUACCGGAUGAACAGGACCCCGUGUCCUGCCAGGCGCAUGUUAACGAGAUCAUUAAGACCGUUAUCAUCCACCAUGAGGUCAUCUUCCCGGCGCAGCGGGAGUUGGACGGACCCGUGUACGAAAAGUGCAUGGCUGGUGGGGAGGAGUACUGUGAGAGCCCCCACAGUGAGCCGGGGACUCUGGACGAGGUGGACAAUGGCACCGGACCCAACACCAGCGAUGAAGAGUUGGAGCAGAUCGAGGCCAUCGCAAAGUUUGACUACGUGGGCCGAAGCCCGAGAGAGCUUUCCUUCAAGAAGGGGGCCUCUUUGUUACUCUACCUGCGAGCCUCUCAGGACUGGUGGGAGGGCCGACACAACGGCGUCGACGGGCUGAUCCCACAUCAGUACAUUGUGGUUCAAGACAUGGAUGAUGCAUUCUCGGAUAGCGUCCAGAGGACUGAUAGUGCGACCAGCAGUGGGCCGCACCACGAUGAAAGAGCCUCAUUGAGGAAUGACCGGCGGUCUCCAUGUGACCGCCAAUUCGGAGCAGCACUGGGAAGGGUGAGGGUGCGAUCAGACGGAGCUGCAGGUCCGCACCACAGGAACGGCGCAGACAGUCACAGCCCCCCCAGGGCCGCAGACCAGCCCCCAAGGGUCACGCCUCGGCCCUGCAGCCCACACAAAAUCGCCGCCGGCCGGGGCCCGGCGGACAGUCCGGAGAAGCGGCGUCUGGCCGCAUUCGGCAGCGCCGGCUGCAUCAACCACUCGGAGAGGGAGAGGAGGGCGCUGGUGGACGGUCACUCUCAGCGAUCGUCCCCCAGCGCCACUCGGCACGCCAGUUUAGGAGAUCACAAAACGCUCGAAGCCGAAGCGCUCGCUGAGGACAUAGAGAAAACUAUGAACACAGCUCUCCAUGAGUUGCGCGAGCUGGAACGACAGAAUGUAGCCAAACACGCGCCGGAUGUUGUUUUGGACACGUUGGAGCCCCUGAAACACGCCGCUGGAGCCCAGGAGCCGCCGGGCAGCCCCCUGCACACCAUGGUGAUCAGGGACCCAGAUGCCGCCCAGCGACGUAGCAGCAGCAGCUCCUCCGAGACCAUGAGCACUUUCAAACCCGCUAUAUCCGUACGCAGACCCAGCGCACCUCUCAGGCCCCCGCCGGUCAGACCGGUCCGGCCGGCGCCUGUGAUCGGACCGGGCCAGGGACCACACCGCUCCAGCAGCUCCAGUUCCUCCGGUCUGAGCAGCCCAGGCAUCACGCCCACUGACCGGGUCUUUCCCAAACCGCCCUCCCCGUCUCCAUCCACCUCCUCCUCGUGCUCAGACAGGCAAGGUAACGUGUAGCUCCAGUCAGUAGCAAGUGGUUGAAGAACGCUGGGUACCAACUGAUAGUGAUUCACCUCCAUGUCCCUCUUCAUGCCGACAAAAUAAACAUCGGCACCUGGUUUGUAUGAUCUUCUAAAGUGCAGGAUGGCUGCUUGUCUCUGACAACUUUGCUACAGCACACUAACUCGUCUAUGUCUAUGUACUGCAUUAAAAUAUCACAGAGAAAUAGAAUAUAAAUCCACUAGAACAAUUUUAUAUAAUGCUACCGUGCUAAGCAGCCAUGCUGGAUAACAAAAGGACGCGCUGGAAAAUGCUUGUUUACUGAAAUCUGACAAUGAAAAUCUCUUGUGAUGAGGUCACAAAAAUGCUGCGAGCUCGGAUUUUGUGUCUGGUUUCAUGUUCCGUUAUGAGGGAACGCUUAUGGUCAUGUGACAUCACUAAUUAGCUAGACAUCUAGUGUGUGCUGCUGGUAGAUGUAGUCAAUAAAAACUAAAAACAACUCUCGGGCAACAUUUUUACCGGUGAGCCUGUCACACACUGCCGAUGUGUAUACCGACCGGCAACUAUAAGGCCUUCAGUGAGAGGUGGAUGUGUGUUGGCUGUGUCUGAAAUCCCUCUCUAUUCACUGUGCAGACCACUAUAUUAACUGUGCCCCGUUUUAUUCCAUGCUGGGGAUUCUACUGUAAAUAGUGCCCUUUAAAAAAAAUGUGAUUAAUGGAAUGAAAUAAAUUUGUGUUCAAUCCUGCAACACAAUGCAUAACUUUUCGUAGAUAUGAUGAGUUUUACACCACACCUUUGAGUUCAUGCCAUAGUAGUUUCAUAUGGAGAUGUGAGCCAAGGUGAUUUUAGACACAGCCGUGGAUGAUCGGUAACACCCAGGUAGAAACAGAGUAUGUCGUAGUUCUUCAAAUGGCCUCAUAGAUGGUGUCAGAGCAUCUUUUGCCCAAAAAACAACCGUAGCGGAAGUAUAAGAAACGAACUCGCUCACUACCACGACGCCUCACAACAAUCCAACCUGACGGUACUGAAGCAACUUUAGGACAACGCCUACUGUCACUGGGAUUGACUUUUUCUACAAAAGAAAUUAUUUUAAAAAUACUACAUCGUACCAAAUUUGUAUGGUCACUUACAGCGAGUCUGACCGGCGGGGGGGGGGGGGGGGGGGGGGGGGUCAGCGGUAGCAUCAGCAGCCAGUUGAAGUGGAACCGAACCCAUACGAACUCUCUGUGACUCUGAUAUCCGAUAAUAAUUGCUGCAUGGAAGUUGUUUUCGAAAUGUAGAUUUAAGGAAACAAAAUGUAGUCGUUUUUUUUUUUUGUUUUUUUUU
This is a messenger RNA of Pungitius pungitius (ninespine stickleback), 4731 nucleotides long. Its product is annotated as SLIT-ROBO Rho GTPase-activating protein 3-like. NCBI's taxonomy places the organism in Eukaryota, Metazoa, Chordata, Actinopteri, Perciformes, Gasterosteidae. Bases 94 to 3423 code for a protein of 1109 amino acids. Gene Ontology annotation, biological process: negative regulation of cell migration; signal transduction. Gene Ontology annotation, cellular component: cytoplasm. Gene Ontology annotation, molecular function: protein binding. The transcript has 22 exons. The record is from RefSeq and is a predicted model, not a curated record.